Messenger RNA from Cucumis sativus (cucumber), 4492 nucleotides. RefSeq lists its product as uncharacterized. Gene Ontology annotation, molecular function: nucleic acid binding; zinc ion binding. The transcript is spliced from 3 exons. Gene Ontology annotation, biological process: DNA integration. The record is from RefSeq and is a predicted model, not a curated record. The coding region runs from base 517 to 3195 and encodes 892 amino acids. Lineage: Eukaryota; Viridiplantae; Streptophyta; Magnoliopsida; Cucurbitales; Cucurbitaceae.
ACAAGACCUGGUGCCUUUUCUCAGAGCAAUGGGAAUGUCAAGAGAGGAAUCAUACUCAUCUGAUUUUCCUGUAUGAUCCUGUUCCGCUUCAUUAUUACGGGUUUCUAUUCUGACCUCAAUCUCAUCACCACUGUCCUUUUCUUCCACGUUUUCAAGAACAACAUUAGACCUGUCAUUCUCACUUAUCAUAUUCUUAGUACAGGGUUCAGUAGGGUUUUCCAUACCUUGAUCUCAAGGAGGUUCAGAGUCUUGGACUGGAGCCGGCGUGAUGUAAACUAUAGCUAGUUAGUUAGUAAAAAUCCCUAACUAAUUAGAAGUACAGCUGUAACUAACUUCCUAAAACAGUCUUGUAACUAACUAAAUAAAACAACCUUGUAACUAACUUGUAACUAACCUUGAGAUAUCAAUAUAUAACAGUCUCCUAGCCUGAAAUAUGGCAGAGAAUUCUUUUGAAAAAUCAAUCCAACUUUGAAUUACAUCAAAUUGGUAUCAGAGCAGCCCCGAUUCUUGGACGGAAUGGCUGGCCGAAGAGUUAACAACCCUGCCACGGGGGAAAACCGUGUGCAAGAAGCGGCGGAGGAAAUCACGGUCCUCUCUCCAAAGACAUCAACAGUUCGCUUGCUGGCUGUUGAAGAAUCUUUGGGAGAUCUCCACAACAAAUUUGAUAGAUUGAUGGAAAGUGUCGAACUGUUAAACCGAAGAGAAGAAUUCCCACAGCCACCACCACGGAAUGAAAUUAACUUCCAAAACGACCAACGUUUUGGUGAAACAAGAGGCCGGCGAGCAAGGGGAUACGUUAGAAACAUGAACAAUCCACGAGGACUUCAAAGAAGGAGACCCGGUUACGCUAUACAGCAACAGCUUGACGAAGACUUUCAAGAAGAUCAAGAAGCUUGGCAAGAAACCCAAGAAGAUGAUUCUUCAAGCGGGGAUGAACAAGGAAACAUGUGGAACUUCAAUGAUGAAGCACGAGCAGGAAGAAAUAACCAAAGAAUUGAGGCCAGAAGAGGAGAAUACCACGAUUAUAAGAUGAAGAUUGACCUUCCCAUGUAUGAUGGCAAACGAAACAUAGAAGCAUUCUUGGACUGGAUAAAGAGUACUGAAAACUUCUUCAACUACAUGGAUACGCCUGAACGCAAGAAAGUCCACCUAGUAGCCUUAAAAUUAAGGGCUGGUGCAUCAGCUUGGUGGGAUCAGUUAGAAAUCAAUAGACAAAGAUGUGGAAAACAACCGGUUCGCUCAUGGGAAAAGAUGAAAAAAUUAUUGAAGGCAAGAUUCUUACCACCAAACUACGAACAAACUUUAUACAAUCAGUACCAAAACUGCCGCCAAGGUGUCCGGUCAGUAGCUGAGUACAUUGAAGAAUUCCACCGCCUGAGUGCAAGAACAAACCUAAGCGAAAAUGAACAGCACCAGGUUGCAAGAUUUGUGGGAGGCCUUCGAUUCGACAUCAAGGAAAAGGUCAGACUACAACCAUUUCGUUUCCUGUCUGAAGCAAUAUCAUUUGCAGAAACGGUAGAGGAGAUGAUUGCAAUUCGAUCCAAGAAUCUAAAUAGAAGAUCAGCAUGGGAAACAAAUUCGACAAAAAGCAAAACAAACGACCAACCUUCAACCUCAACAAAAGCAAAAGGGAAAGAAAUUGAUAAUCAAGAAGUAGCCGUUGAAAGAAAGAAAGAACAAACGUUCAAACCUAGUGGUCAGAACAGCUACUCCCGUCCGUCAUUAGGAAAAUGCUUCCGAUGUGGCCAAACUGGCCACCUGUCCGACAACUGUCCGCAAAGAAAAACCAUUGCAAUAGCCGAAGAAGGAGGACAGAUAAGUGAAGACAGUAUAGAAGCAGAGGAAGAAACUGAACUGAUUGAAGCAGAUGAUGGGGAAAGGGUCUCUUGUGUUAUCCAACGGUUACUAAUUACGCCCAAGGAAGAAAAGAACCUGCAACGCCACUGUCUUUUCAAGACAAGAUGCACCAUAAACGGAAGAGUAUGUGAUGUAAUCAUAGACAGCGGCAGCAGUGAAAACUUCGUAGCAAAGAAAUUAGUAACAGUCUUGAAUCUAAAGGCUGAAGCACAUCCAAACCCUUACAAGAUAGGUUGGGUAAGAAAAGGAGGAGAAGCCACGGUCAGCGAAAUUUGUACAGUCCCUCUCUCCAUUGGAAACGCCUACAAAGACCAAAUUGUUUGUGAUGUCAUUGAGAUGGAUGUAUGCCAUCUCCUACUAGGAAGACCUUGGCAGUAUGAUACUCAAUCAUUACACAAAGGGAGGGAAAAUACAUAUGAGUUUCAAUGGAUGGGAAGAAAGGUAGUCUUACUCCCUAUAACGAAAAAGAUUAACGAAGGGUUAAGAGGUGAGAAACAGUUAUUCAUCACUGUUAGUGGGAAAAACAUGCUUAAAGAAAGGGAACAAGACAUCCUAGGACUGGUUGUUAUUGAAAAAACCAAAGAAAAACAGGUUGAAGACAUAGAACCCAAAUUACAGCAGCUCCUUCAUGAGUUCCCUCAUAUAAAGGAUAUCUGGUACAAAUGCUCCAACUUCUUAGACGCUGAUGACUACCACAUUGUUGAAGGAUAUCUAUUUAAAGGAGAACAAUUAUGCAUCCCGCACACCUCACUACGUGAAGCCUUAAUAAAGGAAGCACAUUCUGGAGGGCUAGCUGGACAUUUCGGACAGAAUAAGACAUUGGAGAUCACUUCCAAACGAUACUACUGGCCGCAAAUAAGAAAAGACUCCAAUAAUUUCGUAAAAAGAUGCCCCAUCUGCCAAAGAACCAAAGGCUCCAGCACGAAUGCAGGAUUAUACUCGCCACUACCCAUCCCGACCUCAAUAUGGGAAGAUUUAUCAAUUGACUUCGUGAUUGGAUUACCAAAAACACAAAGACAAUUUGACUCAAUAAUGGUUAUAGUGGACAGAUUCAGCAAAAUGACACAUUUCGUAGCAUGCAAAAAGACAAAUGAUGCAAUCUACAUAGCCAACCUCUUCUUUAGAGAAGUAGUACGACUACAUGGAGUACCUAAAAGCAUAGUAUUAGACAGAGAUGUUCAGUUCCUGAGUCACUUUUGGCGAACACUGUGGAAGAAGUUUGACACAACACUGAAAUUCUUUGGAUGGUGUGCUCUCUCAUUUCCUUCUUGUAUGUCGCAUUCAAUGAAGUUUGUUUUCCUUUGUCCUUUCUAUUUUGAACCACAGUUUCUGGGUUAGGAGUAAAAAAUGCAUCCAUUGGACCCUUUUGCCUUGGCUUCUUCAAGCUCGGGCCCCUUGGUGUUGCUUUGUUGUUUACACUAACACUCCCUUCAUCUUCAUCCUCAAUAUCGUAAUCUUCUACAUCAAUGUCCACAAUCAGAUUUCUUUGUUCUUUAAUAUCUUUUUUCUUGGACAUGUACUCUUUAAUUUCUUCCUUCACGUGAUCCGGACAUUUUGUACAGGCGGUGACAUUUCUAUAACCACCAACGAGGUGUUGUUUCAUUCUAUAUACCCCUCCUUUUGUUACUUUCGAACAAAAUCCACAGACAAACGUAUUUAUAUUUUGGUCAUUUUGCAAUUGACCAUAUUUCCAUGCCGGAUCUUUUCUCGAACUUUCAUCAGCCAUCUAUGAUCUAAGUUAUAAAAAAAAAAACAGAAACUAUUUAAAACAGCAGCUGUUAUUAAAAAAAAAAAAAAACAGAAGCUAUCUAUGGAUGGGAUGAAGUUGUUAUAAAUGGAGGAUUGGAGGGGAGUGUGUUGUGAGAUGGAUGGGAUGAAGGUUGAGUUUGAUGGGUUAUCGAAGGAAGUUGAAGUUGAGAAGUAUAAGAAGAAGAAGAUGUAGACUUUAGUGGAAUGGUGGGAUAAUUUUGGACAAUCAACUCCAAACUUGCAAAAGUUUGCUGUGAGAAUUUUAGGUCUUACUUGUAGUGCUUCUGGAUGCGAGCGUAAUUGGAGUGUGUUUGAACAGCUUCAUAGCAAGAAACGAAAUAGGCUUGCUCAAAGUCGUUUGAAUGAUCUAGUGUUCAUCAAAUACAACAGAGCACUAAAACGUCGAUACAACCUACGAGAUAUUGUCGACCCCAUCUCCUUGAAAGAUAUUGAUGAUAGUAAUGAAUGGUUGAUUGGAAGAUUGGAUGACGAUUCUGAGGAAGGAUGAUGAGUUGGUAUUUAAUGAUGAUUCUUUAACGUGGGGUGAUGUUUCUAGAGCUGUCGGAGCAAAAGAACCAUCAUUCUAUUCUAGAGCUAGUACCUCUAGACCAAAGACUAUUGUUUCUUGUUCAUCCUCGUCUACCACGCAACGGAAACAAGUAAAUUUAGAUGACUUCGAUUUGGAAGAAGAAGAUACUGAUGGCUAUAAGUCUAACGAAGGAUUGAAUGAAGACGAGGAUCAAUUUAGUGAUGAUGAGUUUGAUCUUUAGGGAUGAACUUUUAUUUUGAUUAUUGACUUGUUGAAUACUGGGUAGUUUUUUGUUGUGUUUUGUUGUUUAGGCUACUUAUAUUGGGUACCUAUAUUUUAUACAUUGUUGCUCUGCUA